Molecule: messenger RNA, 652 nt
Organism: Puccinia graminis f. sp. tritici CRL 75-36-700-3
Lineage: Eukaryota; Fungi; Basidiomycota; Pucciniomycetes; Pucciniales; Pucciniaceae
Exons: 1
Coding region: 17-652 (211 amino acids)
Molecular function (GO): zinc ion binding; nucleic acid binding
Source: RefSeq, a predicted model, not a curated record
UCGAUCAACAAUAAAGAUGACUCUCUCUGUCGAUCUCUCGAUUCGAUACAGCGAUGUCAAACCAGCCUCAAAGCUUUUCUCAACAAUUGUCGAUGCCUAUGAAAAGAACACUCGGGCUCGUCGUGUUCAACUCAAGGACAACUUCUGGUCAGCUCGACAUGACCCCAACGCACCGAUAGCCAAAUGGAUCGCUAGGAUUAGGAAGGCGGCAUCCGACUUGAAUUCCGCCAAGAUAGCCCCAGCCGAUCAGCAAAUAUGUGACCGGCUCUUGCGAGGACUCGGCGAAUUGUGGAAGACGAUUCGUGAUCAUCUCAUGUACUCCCCUAAGGAAGUCAGUCUCGAUGAUGCCAUCGGAGCUCUUGAAGCACACGAGCUCUCCACGACACCUCCGACGGACCAUUUCGGACACGAAGCCGAUGCUUCGGUCUCAGCUGCAAAAGCCAAACGAUUCGGCUGUCACAACUGCAGUGAACGGGGUCACCAUUCCUCUGGAUGCCCGAAACCAAAGAAGAAACCGUCGACCGCUCAAGCGAAUUUGGUCAAAGCUCGUGCUGGUGCGACGUCGGCAGCCCCGCUUGGCUACUACGGUCCCGAAGACGAUGAAAAUGAUAACGAUAGUUUUGAUGAAGAGAUUGAUGUGGUGUGGGGAUAG